Molecule: messenger RNA, 1141 nt
Organism: Pseudophryne corroboree (corroboree frog)
Lineage: Eukaryota; Metazoa; Chordata; Amphibia; Anura; Myobatrachidae
Product: ectonucleoside triphosphate diphosphohydrolase 2-like
Exons: 3
Coding region: 45-440 (131 amino acids)
Molecular function (GO): hydrolase activity
Source: RefSeq, a predicted model, not a curated record
GCAGCUUUUUAUUACACCAUAUACUUCAUAAAAUCGUGCUGAAGAUGCCUGUGGAAUCCCUGGAGGAUCUCCGUACAGCCACUGAUGCCAUCUGCUCCUCCACUUACACGAAUCUAUCCAACAAGUCACCACCCUACCUGCAGAAACACCUCAAUGGGUACUGCAUCACCUCAAGCUUCAUCUACCUGAUCAUCAGCAAUGGAUACAAGUUUGACAAUGAGACUUUCCCAGACAUCUCUUAUGAGAAGGCUGGAGACACCUCUAUUGGCUGGGUCCUGGGCUACAUGCUGAAUCUCAUCAACAUGAUCCCUGCAGAGGAAAACUCCAAAGCCACCAACUUCAGCUCCUGGACCGCACUGAUCUUCGUCGUCCUUAUUAUUUUGGCUCUGAUCAUCUUUGCCGUCACCUUCAGGUCUAAUAAACAGCAGCAAACCAUCUGAUUCCCAUUGGAGGACAAGAGUCUGAGCCUUACUUGCCGUCCCAGUGCAAAACGGAGAGGAUUUUGCAGCAGCUUCUACAAGCUCCACACUCUUCACGGAGUGAUAUAAUGACCUUCUUCCACCUGGUCACUUUCUCUGAAGCCCGGGCAUGAAAUGCGAUAUUGAAUUGGAAAUAUAGGUCACAGCUUCUCACCAUAGGAUGGAAUCCCCCCUCUCUGACGUUUAAGUUCUAGUUGUCACUAUGGGAGGCGGGCGCUGGCUCGAUGUCGCUCUCUCUGUAGCGGACUCUCAGUCACUUAUUGCGCACAAUGUUGGGUUUUUCCAGAAAUGUCUAGUCUGCUAAAUGUAAAACAUCUACAGGAGUAGUCCUCCAAUGGGAAUCAGAUGGUUUGCUGCUGUUUAUUUACUAGAGCUGUUGCCCAUAGCAACCGAUUAGAUUCUAUGGCAUCCUAGAAAAUGAUAGACCGAAUCUGAUUGGUUACUGUGGGCAACACCUCUGAUUGUCUGUUUUUAAAAGCUUUAGUAAAUCUACCCCAUAGGAUGAAACCACUGUACACGCACAUACACACACUGCCGAUUACAGGAAUUACAGUAUUACAAUAUUUCUCAGAGAGUUUUCUGUCAGACUCUGCAUGUGUUGGGCCCUGUGCUGUUGUCUCCUGUGCAAAAACGUGGGGUCAUUAUUCUGCUAUUUCAGUAGG